Molecule: messenger RNA, 2286 nt
Organism: Phlebotomus argentipes
Lineage: Eukaryota; Metazoa; Arthropoda; Insecta; Diptera; Psychodidae
Exons: 6
Coding region: 1-2286 (761 amino acids)
Cellular component (GO): membrane
Molecular function (GO): ligand-gated monoatomic ion channel activity
Source: RefSeq, a predicted model, not a curated record
AUGUGCAACAAGAAGCCUGAGGCGAGUCAAAACACAAAUCAAUAUGUUCAUAUGAUGUAUGCAUAUCUGAAGCAGACUCCUCUGAGACUUCAUGGAGUUUCGCUGACUGGCAGAGAUGGCCCCAGGAGAAUCUGCAGUGGUGUUGCGAUUCCCUUCAGUUUGAUUACGAACUUCUUCAGAGCUCGGAAUGUUCUUUCCGUGGUGUAUUACUCUUGCCAGAAUGAUGGAUAUAUUGCAGUUAAAACCUUCAAUGAGGCGAACUACGCAUCAGUGAUAGUCUCAAAAGACCCUAAAAAUAAUCCAUCAGUGCUAUUUUCCAGGAAAAACGGAAUUGUAGUAGAUCUAUCAUGUGGUUUUGUGCCUAAUUUAUUGACAACCGCUAGUGAAAAUUACCUCUUCAGGGAAAUUAUAUCUUGGAUCUUUAUUAAAACUGAGGAGAAUGAAAAUAUGCAGUUUCUUCUGCAAACAUAUAUUCCUAUGAGCAGUGAAGUAGCUCUAUUUUCUCAUUCCAAUGGUUCUUGGAACAUCUUCGAUCUCUAUUCGGUGUCUAAAGAGUUCGAUCUGAUAAUCACUCCUAUUCAAGCCAAUGUGAUAAAUCGGAGGAAAAAAUCUCUUAAUGGAAUUAAAAUUAAAGCUACAAUUGCGUUUCAUCAUCCAGAGCGACUAACCAGAGUUGAUGAUAUUAGAAUGCGGCAUUUGGACACCAUUCCAAAGAUAAUCUACCAGAUUUUGAUGAACCUAGCGUUAGACCUUAACAUCACGUACAACCUCAGACAAACGGAUUCAUAUGGUUACUUUAAGAAUGGUUCAUGGACAGGAGUUAUGGGCCACUUUGAGAAGAAACAAAUUGAAGUAGGUAUGAUGAGUGCCUUCUUGAGAGAAGAUCGGAUGAAGUUGGUGGAGUAUAUCACAGAGUCCUAUAUUCUAAGAUCCCCUCUAAUGUUCAGACAACCAUCUUUGGCAUCUGUUUCUAAUAUUUUUACCCUUCCUUUUGGCUUGGAUGUGUGGUGGUCUUUCAUUGUUUUGAUAAUAGUCCUGAUUCUGCUGCAAGUCCUGAUUAUCACGACUCCGAUGAUGCGAAAUGAGUAUUCUCUCUUAGACUCAAUCUCUUUCGUCUUGGGCGCUAUUUGUCAACAAGGCUUCGAUCGUAACUCUUUCCUAUUAUCGUGGAGAAUCUUUCACUUUGUCAGCUUCUUAUCUUCACUCUUUCUAUUCUCAUCCUAUUCAGCGAAUAUUGUAGCACUACUUCAAAGCCCUAGCAAUGCUCUCCAAUCUGUGUCCGAUGUUACACAUUCAAACCUUAAAGUUUUGGUUCAAGAAAAUGAAUACAAUCCUAUCCUUUACGGCGAAACCACAAAUCCGGAAGUGAUAGAGUUGUACAAGAAGAAGAUAAAGCCAUUCGGAGACAAAGCUUAUGAAGUGGCUGAAGUUGGAGUGAUCAAGAUAAGGACAGGAAAAUUUGCUUAUCAAGUAGAAACACACACAGCUUAUAAGAUAAUAAGCGAUAUUUACACUGAGUCGGAAAAGUGUGGACUUAAGGAAAUCGAGAGUAUUAGUAUACCUCGACAUUCUCUACCCAUUGUAAAAAAUUCAUCUUAUAGAGGAAUUUUUAGGGAACGCUUGACGUGGCAACGAGAAGUUGGUCUAUACGAUGCGACUUUGCAGCGUUGGGUUGUGCAAAGGUUUAAAAAAUGUGAGGGAAAUGUUGGAGAAUUUGCCAGUGUUGGGAUUUUAGAAUGUCGUCAUGCAUUCAUGAUUGCAAUUCUUGGAUGCCUUGUAAGUUUAAUUAUAUUCAUAAUUGAGGAUGGGAGAGCAAUUAGAGGUGGUUUUUUGUCUGGCGCUCCCCAGAAGGCGAUCCACUCUCGUAAUGAUGUUGUGGGAACAAUAAGAACAAUCGUCCUGAGUGUCUCCAUUUGGGUCAAGUGUGGCAAUGCCACUGUCUUCCCGGGUGGGCUCUUUCCUCCCGCCCACACGCGGAGAAGUGUUCCCCUGGUGUGGAAGUCAUUCUGGGGCGCGUGCGCUCACUUUCACUGGAAAGUGAUGCUCCUCACGGCCGGAGAUGCUGAAGAUCAUCCAGCUCUAGUGCCCUCAGUCGGGGUGUUGCUGUGGCAGCGUUCGGUGCCUCCUUUCGUCAGUGUAUCUGUCGCUCGCGGUGUCCAGACUCAAAGAAUGCGAAAGUACUUUGCCAAGUGCAAAUUAACAGAACUCUCGAGAGCGCAACAGGCUAAAGAAAAGCCACUUUCCCACCUGCUCGGCGCCUCUGUUGAAUUGCCCGAGGGUGGAUAA